AUGGGUCAGAACAACGGCAAGCCCGUCGUCUUCACCGACCAAGUGAACCUCAACCACUUCCGCCUGCUGCGCGUCGUGGGCAAGGGCGCAUUCGGUAAGGUGCGCAUCGUCGAGCGCAAAGAUACAGGGCUCACAUUUGCGCUCAAGUACAUACGCAAAGAUGAAGUCGUACGAUCGGAGAGCGUCCGCAACAUCAUCCGAGAGCGCCGCAUGCUUGAGCAUCUCAACCAUCCAUUCCUUUGCAAUCUACGCUACAGCUUCCAGGACAUUGAAUACCUAUACAUUGUCGUGGACCUAAUGAACGGUGGCGAUCUGCGCUUCCACAUUUCGCGAAAGACGUUUACAGAAGAGGCUGUCCGCUUUUGGAUAGCAGAGCUUGGUUGCGCGGUGCGCUACAUACACCAGCAGGGUAUUGUGCACAGAGACAUCAAGCCAGACAAUGUGCUGUUAGACUCCGAGGGACAUGUCCAUCUGGCAGAUUUCAACGUUGCCUCUGAUUUUGUACCACACAAGCCGCUGACGAGCAAAUCGGGCACACUCGCCUAUCUCGCCCCCGAAUGGUCGCUGGGCGUGCUCUUCUAUGAGUGCAUAUACAACAAGCGGCCAUUUGAAGCCAGCAGCCACGACUCUCUCGCCGCCAAAAUCUCAAAGGGAGAACCUACCUAUCCCGUCACGAGCCCGCCCGUCUCUAUGCCGUGCUUGCAUGCCAUCAGCUCCCUGUUGGAAAAGGACCGAAGCAGGCGCAUCGGCGCCAUUGGAUUUGAUUCGUUCACUGACAACCCUUUCUUCCGGCCUAUAGAUUUUUAUGCGCUCGAGCACAAGGAGAUUGAGCCGAUCUUCAUACCUUCGAGCGAUAAGACCAACUUCGAUGCGACGUACGAUCUUGAGGAGUUGCUGCUUGAGGAAGCGCCGCUUGAGGCCCGUGCCCGCCGGCAGAAGCCAAGAGAAGCUCUCAAGGAAGAUGCUACCGAGCAGGAGAUACGCGCCGACGAGCUGCACAGGAUGAUUGAGACGCUGUUUGAGCCUUUCAACUACACUACAGCUGGCGAUCAACGGACUCCUGCCGCUGUAGCAGUCGCUGACCCUCAAGACUCUGGCGCUGGCUCACGAACCAGCAACCACAGCCAACCCGACCACAACCCCACCUCUGCGCCAUCUCAUGGCGACUCCUCUGGACGUCACUAUGCCAAUUCCAAGUCUCAAGAUACCGAUCUCCACCCCACCCGUUCCACUACUACCGCACGAUCGACACAAUCACCAAACGGCAGUCCGCCUCUGCCCACCAGUGUACUGCAGCACACUGCCAACAACAGCUCACCCACAUCGCAACGUGGUGAGCACGUUGACUACUUCCCUCACGAUGGCUCCGAAGUCCCUACCCCCUCGUUCUCCCGCCCUAUGAACAGCCGCCAGCGAGGCUCCCAACGCAGCACAAGCAUGGGCGGAGGUGUACAGGUAGUUCUCAAUGAGACUGGUUCAUGGACCGAGAUGGCUAACCAGAGCUCCGCGCUUGUACAGAACGCCCAAACUGAGAAACCAUCCGGCAUGCUCGGAUUCCUCAGUCGCAAGAAGGGCCGGGACAGGAGUCCCAAGGCCAAAGAGAGGGGUGUUCUGGGUAAAGAAGGUGCGCGAGUCAUCAUCAGCAAUACCUGA
Bipolaris victoriae FI3 is the source of this 1653-nucleotide messenger RNA. RefSeq lists its product as hypothetical. Gene Ontology annotation, biological process: intracellular signal transduction; peptidyl-serine phosphorylation. The transcript is spliced from 6 exons. The record is from RefSeq and is a predicted model, not a curated record. Gene Ontology annotation, molecular function: protein serine/threonine kinase activity; ATP binding. NCBI's taxonomy places the organism in Eukaryota, Fungi, Ascomycota, Dothideomycetes, Pleosporales, Pleosporaceae. Bases 1 to 1653 code for a protein of 550 amino acids.